Hydatigera taeniaeformis is the source of this 408-nucleotide messenger RNA. Lineage: Eukaryota; Metazoa; Platyhelminthes; Cestoda; Cyclophyllidea; Taeniidae. The record is from the annotation of a GenBank genome assembly.
AAACGAAAAUUCGCCAGUGAGAACUAUGAAGAUUUGGACGAGUUGGUGUCGAUUUUCAAGCAGUUUGACAACGAUGGCAACGCAGUAAUGACACCGAGAAAUGUUGCUUUGGAAAGUACUGUACUUACUUUAGGCUUCGUGAGCGUUGACGACUUUAAGGAAAAGUGCAAAAAGCUGUACGAAGACAAAGGCUUCACGUCUACUGACUCAACUAUCAGCAAGUUGGCAAUGCUCUUGGAUUUCAACAGCGAUGGGAUCAUCGACUUCAAUGAAUUUAUCGAGGGGUCCAGACUCGCGAGAGAAAAGUGUAAGCGCUCACCCUUACAGCGGCACUGGAGAACUCCUCGCGACAGAGGUCACAUUUACUUGAAAUCCGUUUGCCAUUUUGUGGAUGCACCAACAAUGUAG